Messenger RNA from Diorhabda sublineata, 12424 nucleotides. RefSeq names its product protein transport protein Sec24A (gene Sec24AB). Gene Ontology annotation, molecular function: SNARE binding; zinc ion binding. The transcript is spliced from 3 exons. Gene Ontology annotation, biological process: intracellular protein transport; endoplasmic reticulum to Golgi vesicle-mediated transport; COPII-coated vesicle cargo loading. The coding region runs from base 182 to 3814 and encodes 1210 amino acids. Gene Ontology annotation, cellular component: endoplasmic reticulum exit site; COPII vesicle coat. The record is from RefSeq and is a predicted model, not a curated record. Lineage: Eukaryota; Metazoa; Arthropoda; Insecta; Coleoptera; Chrysomelidae.
UGCCUCAAAAUUGCUAAGCAGUGAUAAUUUAUUUCUUCAUUUACAAAGUGUAUGAUUGGAAGAAGCUGUGGUUAAAUUUGAUUAACAGAAAAGCAAUUCAUUCAGGUUCAAAGUCAAGUAGUUAUAAUUACUUAUUCAUUUGAAGACUAUUUAAGAAAAGGCGUUAUACUUCAAUGAUAUCAUGGCUGAGAAAAACUUGAAUGGACUAUCUUUGAAUGCAGAAAAUCUUAAACAUAAUGCUGUACAAGAUGAUAAACUGUACCAGCAAUUUAAUGGAGUUCAUUCUUCACAGUCGUCGAGAAGUUCAUCACCUACAAUGCGACUGGGACAAAUUCCAUCCUCCCAGUUACCCCCUACUAGACCUAUACCCCAAUCUCAACUACCCCCCUCCCGUUCUUUAAUUGGAAGUGUAACACAACAAGUAGGGGCUUUAAAUAUUAAUCAAGGAGUAACUGGGCGUAGUCAACAAUUUGGAACCACACCUCAACCUUCCAAUACCAGCAAAAAUGUGUCUACUAUGUCAAAUGUAUUUAUGAAAGAUCACAUAAACACAAAUAAUUUGGCAUCUACUUCUACACAGCCAACUCUAAAUAAUCCUAGUUUAAUAGGUUUUCAGCCACAGCCUGAUCCUGAAAAAGUCCCAAAACAAGAUUUUCCUCCAGGUCAAUCCAAUGCUCAACCAAUGGAAAACAUUAAAAAAACUAAUUUCGAAACUCCAACUGUAGCACAAGUUAAACAUAUAGAACCCACACCUAAUAUAAAUAGCCAACAUAUACCGUUGAAUCCCACACAAUCAAAUUAUUGGUCUUCUAGAACACAACCAAAUCAAGUACAGAAUACAAUUAGUGUUCCAAAUAGUUCAACUGAAUCUAGAAUAAGUCCUAUUACCUUUCAAAAACAUCAUCAGAUAAGUCCGAAUCGAACAGUUGUAAAUCAAACAUCUCAUCAAAGCAUUCAGAAUAACCAAGCUACUCCAAAUAGGACACUUCAAGAAUCAUCUCCUAUAUUAGGCCAACCAAACAAUCCAUCAUAUAAACAUUUUACUGGCCCUCAUUUACAGCAUCAACCAAGACCACCUUUUCAACCUGUUAUAUCCCAAAUGGGUCAGAGUGGAUUGCCCAAUCAAUCGUCAAGGCCUCAAUUAAGUCAUGUAGGUGCUCCUUUAACUUCAAAUCAGCAAAGAAUGUACCAGUCAUCUCCUUUUCAACAACAAGAUAACCAAAGAUUUAACUCUACUAAAACUGUCAACAGUAAUGCUAGUGUAAAUGCAAACUUACUUCCAAGUACAUCACCUAUUGGUUCGCAAGCUUCUGUAUAUCCGCAAACUUCUAAUAGUUUACCUCCCCUCCAACCAUCAAAUAUCUCUCAGAAAGCUAAUCUGCAUUCCAAUAGGUAUCCCACAUUACCAGUAAACAACUAUCAGCAACCAUCACCUGGGCAGUAUCAAUAUCAGCAACAGACACAAAAGUCAAUAAUUCCUGAACAACAUUCAAAUACUUACCUGAAUCAGAAUAACCAACACACAUCUUAUCAAGGAGUUUUGAAUACAGGUUUUAAUAAACAAUGGGGGAUGGAACAUUUAGAUCUUCUUCAAGCACCAAACAUAUUACCAAGUACGAAAAUUGAGCCCCCUCAAAUUCGCCUUGGUCAAGAAUUGUUAGAUCAAGCUAAUUGCAGUCCAGAUGUCUUUCGCUGUACAAUGACGAAGAUCCCAGAAAAUAAUUCACUUUUACAAAAAUCAAGACUUCCCUUGGGAGUAUUAAUCCAUCCAUUCCGAGAUCUUAACCAUUUACCUGUCAUUCAGUGCAAUGUGAUAGUGAGAUGUAGGUCUUGUCGUACUUAUAUAAAUCCAUUUGUAAUAUUUGUAGACAAUAAGCGAUGGAAAUGUAAUUUAUGCUAUAGGAUCAAUGAAUUACCAGAAGAGUUUCAGUAUGAUCCAAUUACAAAGACAUACGGAGAUCCUACUAGAAGACCAGAAAUUAAGGCUAGUACCUUAGAAUACAUUGCUCCUGCAGAAUAUAUGUUAAGGCCACCUCAACCUGCAGUUUAUCUAUACUUGUUGGAUGUGUCUAAGUUGGCUGUUGAAAGUGGAUAUUUGAACAUUGUUAGCAAUAUUUUAUUAGAUGAACUUAAAAAUUUGCCUGGAGAUGCAAGAACACAAAUUGGAUUUAUUGCUUAUGAUUCUGCACUACAUUUUUAUUCUUUGCCGGAAGGUAUAACUCAACCCCACGAGAUGACCAUUUUGGACAUAGAUGAUGUAUUUCUUCCAACUCCAGACAAUUUGUUGGUAAACUUGAAGGACAGAAUGGACCUAAUAGCAGAUCUACUUAGACUCUUACCUACAAGAUUCUCCAACAGUUUUGAUACUAACUCCGCCCUUGGUGCAGCUCUACAAGUAGCCUUCAAAAUGAUGGGUCCAACAGGAGGUAGAGUAACAGUUUUUCAAGCCGCUUUGCCAAAUGUAGGGCCUGGAGCUUUGGUAUCAAGAGAAGAUCCAUCUAAGAGGGCUGCUGCAGAAGUAGCUCAUCUCAAUCCUGCUAACGAUUUUUAUAAACGUCUUGCGCUAGAAUGCAGUGGCCAACAGAUAGCUGUGGACAUGUUUAUAGUUAAUUCUCAAUAUGUAGAUAUUGCUACUAUUUCGGGAAUAAGCAGAUUCAGUGGCGGUUGUUUGCAUCACUUUCCAUUGCUCAAGCCUUCUAGACCCAUAAUUUCUGAUAGUUUUGCGCGAUCUUUCAGACGUUACAUCACCAGAAAAAUUGGAUUUGAAGCCGUAAUGCGAAUAAGGUGUACAAGAGGAUUAUCAAUUCACACUUUUCAUGGUAACUUCUUUGUUCGUUCAACAGAUUUACUUUCUCUACCAAACAUCAACCCAGAUGCAGGAUUCGGUAUGCAAGUAGCUAUCGAAGAAAGUUUGGCUGAUGUGCAAAGUGUUUGUUUCCAGGCAGCAUUAUUGUAUACUUCUAGUAAAGGUGAACGUAGGAUAAGAGUGCACACGAUGUGCUUGCCAAUAGCAUCGACGCUUCAAGAAAUUAUUCAUUCUGCAGACCAACAGUGUAUUAUAGGAUUGUUAUCAAAGAUGGCAGUCGAUCGAUCGAUGCAAUCUAGUCUUUUAGAUGCCCGCGAAGCGUUCAUCAACGUAGCAAUAGAUAUACUAACAAGUUAUAAAAUGAGUCUUAAUCUCGGCAGUCCUGUGCUGGGUUUGUUGGUACCGAAUUGUUUGCGAUUAUUGCCUUUGUAUAUAUCAGCUCUUCUCAAACACGUCGCGUUUAGAACAAGUACCUCUACAAGAUUAGAUGAUAGAGUAAUGAAAAUGAUAGAUAUGAAAACUAAACCAUUAUAUAUGCUCAUCAAGGACGUUUAUCCCGACUUAUUUCCUAUACAUAAUUUAGAACAGCAGGAGGUUAUUAUGAAUUCUGAUGAGGAACCAAUAUCGAUGCCCCCCAGACUACAACUUACUGCCAGAUCUCUUGAAAGUAGAGGUGCAUUUUUGUUAGACAUGGGUGAAAACAUGAUUCUUUUUAUUUGUCCAAAUGUGCCACAAGAAUUUUUAAAUGAAGUGCUCGGAAUAUCGCACUAUAACGCCAUUCCUGAUGACAUGUAUGAAAUACCCAUAUUAGAUAAUAUAAGAAAUCAAAGACUACAUCAAUUUAUUAAUUAUUUAAAUGAGGACAAACCUUUUGCGCCACCAAUACAAGUGAUUAAAGACAAUAGUACUAAUAGGAGUGUAUUUUUUGAAAGGUUAAUAGAAGAUCGGGUAGAAACUGCACUUUCUUAUCAUGAAUUCUUGCAACAUUUAAAAACUCAAGUGAAAUGAGUUUAGGUGUAUAUUUAUUAUUUUUAUCAUUGUAUCUAAUUUAUGCAAAAAUAUUGCUAUUAGGAGGGUUAAUCUGAAAUUAUCAAAGUACAAAAAUGAAAAUAAAUGAGCAUUUAUAUCUUCAAUAUUUAAAUACAAAUAUUUUUUCUUUAUAACGGUAACCUUAAAUGGUUGUUAAUUUAUAUCUUGCAUAAUAAAUUCAAUACAUAUAUCAAAUUAAUUUUAUAAAUAAUCACUAUAUUUAGCAUUACCAAUAACAUGUCACUAAAGUUAACAGAGUAAUAUGAGCAGUCAGAAAAAACAAUAAGUGGAAAAUUAAGUGCCAUAUUUCGAAAUUUUCCGCUGUUCAUGUUUUUGAGAAAUUGGCUAUUAUACUAACUUUGGAAAAAAGUUAGCAUUAUUAAUAGAUAUUUGAAGUAGAAUGUUUCCAUAAUUAAAUGCUCCGUUGUUCAAUAUUAAAAAAAUUUCUCCUAUUGUUAGACGUCACGAAAAUUUUGACUUUCCAAGUUUUCUCAGCAAAUCACUAUCAUUGGUGGAUAAUUAUAGACUUGUGGGGCUUGUAAAGACUUGUUUAAUGAAAUGUAUGCCACACGAAUCUAUAAUUCUUCACCAAUAAUAGUGUUCGGAAAAAGUCAUAAUUUUCGUGACGUCCAAGAAUAGGAAACAUUUUUUUACAAAAAAAAUUUUUUUUAUUCUUGAAAAACGUAACAUCUAAUUGGUAUUUAAAUAUGAAAGCAUUCUACUUCAAUUAUUGAUAUUGAUAAUGCUAACUUUUUUCCAAAGUUAGUAUAAUAGCCAAGUUCUCAAAAACAUGAACAGCGGAAAAUUUCGAAAUAUGGCACUUAAUUUUCCGCUUAUUGUUUUUUCUGCCUGCUCAUAUUGCUCUACUAACUUUAGUAUCUUAAGAUUUAUCAUGUCUCAGACUUAAAAAGUAAGUGAUUAAACAUUGCUUUUUAGAAGUUAAUUCUGAAUUCAGGUCUCUUUUGUACCCAGUUUUUUUAUUGUCUUGUAUCUUUUACUGUAUUCCUCGAUUCCAUUUUGAAUCCUAGUGUAUUUUAUUUCUUUAUAAUAUGGGUCGUUAUUAUUUUCAUCUACUCUCCUGACUUUGUUUUAUUUAUGUUCACCAUUUUAAUUAUUCCUAUUUAUGAGGACCCAGACGUUCAUUAACUUUUGGAUUAUAUUCUCUUAAGACCAAAUUAUCAAAAUAUAACAGGUUAUAUAUUCUUAUAUCCCAUUAUUGUACUGUAGUGUUCACAUUUUUUUAUUGCUUAAUUAUCGUGUACAUGAUGAGUUUAAACAGCAUUCCUCUGAUGUUUGUACUCUUAUUUAUACUUAUAGCCCUCUUAUCAUUUUAUUUGCACUUCUUAAAGUCUAUAUUAGCCCUCAAGUAUUUUCAUUUUCUAUAGUAUCGCACUUUUCUACAGAACAUGAUAGAGGCUGGUUACAAAUCAAUAAAUACUAUAAAAAUGUCUUGCCUUUUCUGUAUUGUUAUUUCUACUAACUGUUUUAUUAUGUAUAUAUUAUCAUCAGUUUGCCUGCUUAGAUUUAAAGUUGUCUGGUUUUAAUCAACUUUUGAAUAUACCAAAAUAUAGGAAUGGUAUCCCAAAAAGUGAUAAUACGCUCCUUAUAGAAAUACUUUUUUAUGAACAAAUACAUUGCAUUACCUAUCAUUUAAUCAAAAACAUUGUUUGCUACUACAACACCCAAAUUCACAAUUACACUGUUUCGAUAACCAAGUUAUCACCUUCAGAGACUAAAGAAAACAGUAUAAUUGUGUGUUGAUGUAGUGGUAGAUGUGGAUUUCACCGAGGUUCUAUAAAUUUCAAUUUAAUUUUUUAUUCAAUUAAUGCAUCAUAAAUGUUGUAUUGUAUAGCAAGAUAAUAAACUAUUUUAUUAUUCGACAUUAUAUUUCUUAGAUUAUAUUCAAAAAAAUAAUAAGGUUUUAUCUAAAGACUACAUUGCUAAUAAUAAUUUUUGAUGAAAUGGUGAAUCAAAAUAUGUUGAAAAAAAUAUUAGAACGAUUUUUCUAAUUUCUUGUACAUACAUAAUUUUUGAUAGACCCUCGUAAAAACUAAAUCAGACUUUGUGUAAUAAAAUAAUUUUAAGUUUAAUUUUUAUUCCCUUCGCUAUUAUUGCAACUAGUCUAUUAUUGAAAGUAUUUAAAAAAUAGAAAUUUUUGAUAAAAUUGUUUUUAUAUAAUAUUCAAGGUUAUCAUGUUUGUUUGAUGUUCAUAAAAAGCAGUUUUCGAAUGAGAAGAUGUAGAUACAGAAACAUCUUAAUUAAGGAUAUCCUGAAAAUUUGAAUCGUAGAUUUUUAUUUGGGUUAUUUUCAAUAAACAUUUAAAUGGAAACAAAUCUUAUAAUAUUAAUGACUAUUUAUUUUGCUUAAACUUGUACAACUGUUUAUAACAAAUAAAAUUCUAUGGCAACAAAUGGCUUGCAAUGAGAAAAAAAAUGAAAAGUGUCAAAAAAAUUUUUUUAGUUUUCCUAGUUGUAUUUUUUUAACACUCUAUAUAAAUGUUCAUGUAUUUGUUAAUUACUUCAAUUAUACAUAGUUCAUUCUUUCAGGAAAGAAUUUGGAACCUUUAUAUAAUAAAAAUCUGAAUUAGUCUUAAAAAUUUGAAAACGAAAACUGUGCAAAAUAUCAACUCUCUAAUAUGCCGUUGUCACCUUUUUUUUUUAAUGAGUUUUCAAAAAAUAAAAAAUCCUUUUUUGGAAUUUUAAUAUAAAAAUUCUACAAAAGGACAAGAACAAAAUUUAAAUUCAUAGAUUAUCAUAAAAACCCAUAUUUUUAGAAAUCAAAUCAGCUUUGUUAGUUUCUUUAAUUUGAUUUUGGCAAUUAAGUUAUGGUAUAACCAUAUCCCUGAUUGAUUCCUUCUCGACAUUUUUAUUGAUAAUACACUUCCUUCCAUUUUGUUUAAUGUUGCCUUAUUUUUAAUCUGGUAUUAACUGAGUUGAAAUUUCUGGAACCGUUGGUGAUAUUCAUACUGAACACUACACCAACACUCAUCGAUAACCAAGUUGUCAUCUUCAAUGAAAAAGUAAACCCUUUGGUACUUUGAGCUCACACUUGAAUCCCUUUGGCUGUUGUAAUUGUCGUUUGGGCUAUGUCCAAAGUUAACAAAAAUGUUUUGGUGUUAGCAGACACAUAUUACCAUUCUUCGUUUGGUCGUGGAACCCCUCAGUACUUUUUUAAAAUACAAGAGGAAAUCUCAUUUUCAUCUCACUUAGUUAUUCCAUCAUGCUACAGGUGCUUUAGUCAUGGAAAAUUAUAGAUAAUGGUUUUUUCUUGCUUUUUCGUCUUGUCUAUGAAUCACCUCAAGUUUGCCUUUGAAAUCUUGUCAUUUUAAUUAGUUUUCAUCAUUACAUUCAAUGAGACACAUGUAUUGCAGGUAUCGGUCCGAGGAUGGUGAAUGUUUUAGUUGAGAAUUUUGAUGUAGCAACUGUUAUUGCAGAUAUCUUUAAAUAUUUAAUACAAUUUCUGAAUAUUCAGGUUUUGAUUUGUCUUUUUUUCUUUUGGAAAGGAAGAAAUGUGUUGAAUUACAAGAUCAUCAUCUGCAGGUGAGGAUAUUCUAUAUUCCUCUAUGCUACACAUAAAUAGUUACAAUCGUUCAAUUUUAACGGGUCUUUUCAAUAUUGCAAAACUAUAAUAUGUAAUGUAUAAAAAUAAACUUUUCAUGGCUUCUAAUUUGCUUUGGAUUUUCGUGUUUUACAAACCGUCAAAAGUCCCAAUACGAAUUUUGUUUCAAGUGAUCACCCGAUGGAAUAAAGUCACUAUUUGUUCACGUGGUAUAUCAACACACUUUUAUUAAUAGUUAAAGUCAACCUAAAGACACGGAUAGAAAACGGAAGGUUUCAAAAUUUCAUGAAAACCAUCUUGCUGUUGCUCACACGAUUUUCUUAUUGUAUUUUUAACAUAAAACAAGCAAAGUAAAUAAAACUGUUUAAUUGAAAUAUAAACAUAGUAAAUUGCUACUGACAACAGCUGAUUUGUGUAGUGGUACUUAGCACGUUUCCAUAACAAAUUACUCGAGACUGUACCCUCGCGACAUCUUUGGUAUAAUAUUUAAAAUGGUUCCAACGUAUGUCACAUAAUCUGUAUUAUAAGUUAUUGGCGAUGGCACUUAGCACUCAUCACUCAUUUGAUGUCCACAAUAAUUAUUUAAAGCGUUUUCUACUUAAUUUUCUUUUUCAUUACACAUCUGAUUGUACUCCUAAGCAUACCACAUCUCUACCAUCGGUUAUCAUAGUUUCAUUUUCUUCUUCCUGCACAAUCUCCAUAUCAAAGGUUUGCUAUUUUCACUUUUAUAGCUGCGGUCAUAUAAUAUGACCAUUUUCGCAGGUUCCUAAACCAAGAUAUUCUUCUUUUUCCUUCAGUUUUUCCUCGAAUUAUGAGCUGUAAGAUCUCAUAUUUUGAACCUCUCAUGAUGUUGCCAAGACUUCUCCUUUACACGAUAUCCUACGGUAGGCACGCUCACGAAGGCUUCUAGUCUUCGCUCGCAAUAUGCGCUUAGGGUCCAUGCUUCUGCACAAUAUAAUAGGACAGUAGGCUCGUACCACUCUAGCAUCCGUGUUCUCAGAUCGCGACUGCAGAGAAGCUUCUUGAUAUUCAUAAACCAUGCUAUCUCGAAUCGAUUUUUUAUUUGUCAAUCAACAUUUGUACUCUUUCUUUCGCCUUCCACAUUCAGUUUUUCAAUGGGCGCUUAGUAGAUAUAUUCCGCUGGCAUCAUUUUCGAUAGUUUUGGUGAAGAUUUCCUCCGAGUAGUCGUUGAAAAAGAAAAUAGAAACAACACACCUCUGUCUGACUCUUCGCUUGAUUUUCACGGCUUUUGUCAGUUUAGACUGAAUGAGAACAGACGCAUUUUGAUUCAGAUAUAAUUUGGUUUUUAUUUGUAAAUUCCUUGUGUCAAGGUUUUUUCGUUCCUGGGCUUCUAUUGCUUAUGUCUCACUUUAUCAAAUUCAAUGAAGGAAAAAUUCAAAAAUAUGAUAUAAAAGGUCAAUAUCUUUUUGAUUCUUUAUGUUUUCUACAAACUUAAUUACUACAAAAAGUUAUAUAGGACUAGAAAGUUUCUCUAAUAAUGAUUUUUGUACGUGUUUACUCUCCUUUAAGAUACAGAAACUGUACUUAAUUUUAAAAUAGUCUCGAAUAAUAUACGUAUCUAGGUAAAUUUUUUAAAUGGUCUAAUAAUUUUGACAAUUACAUCAAACUAGAGGGUGUGACAAUUCUGACAAUUUUAUAUUAAACUAAUGCGCUUUUCGAUAACCAAGUUGUCGUCUUCAGAGACGGAAAGGUGCAGUUGUCAGUAUCCACUAACGAGAAAUUCCAACAAGAUUCCUAGAUUCUGACAUUCAUAGUUUUUAUUUACGAGAUGUGGCUAUUAAAUACCCUAGAGGGCGCCCUAGACACGUGGAGUAAAAAACAAAUAGUGCGUUGUGUAUCUUGUCUAUGAACGUGCCAAAACACGUUUCCGUCACUAUUAUAGGGUUGAAACGAACGUGUUUUUUUCUUGUGAUGAAAAACGGGAGCAACGUAUCAAUCUCAAAUUUCUCGUCAAUUUGAAAAAACUCCGACUGAGUGCUUUAAAUUGUUGCAAGAAGCCUAUCUCGUGCGCGUGUUUUUGAGUGUUGUAAGCGCAGAGAAAUCACUGAAGAUGACCAUCGCCCAGGUCACCCUGUGACUGUUUCAACUCCGGAAACAGUGACCAAAAUCAACCAAAUUGUGCGUGCAACGGUUAGAAAAAUUUUAGACGAAGAAUUACAUAUGAAAAAAAUCAAAAAAUUUGACUCCUAAUCAAAAGCUCUUACAUUAAUGAGUCUGCUCAGAUUUCCUUGAAAGGUUAGAAAUAGAUCUGCUUUGAAAGGUACCGAUUUGAGUCGAUAGAAGCAGUAAAGCAAAAAACGACAGAGCUCCUAAAGGCACUCACUAAAGAAGACUUCCAGCACUGCUUCGAUCAAUGGAAAAAACGUGUGGAAAGAUGUAUGGUGAGGGGAGGAGAGCGUUCGAAUGUAGAAUAAUUUUUAUAAUAAAACCCUUAAAACUAAAAAAAUGCAGUCUCAUUAUUUAAUAGCCAGACCUCGUAGAUCUGAAGACAUAGUUCCAUGGACAGAUGGACUAAAGUCGAAGACCUAGAUAUUGACGUGCAGAGUAAUCAUUCAGGUGUGCUGUAUUCUACCGUCGAAUUAACGAAAAUUUCCCAAGAAUUUUUAUAAUAAAACCAUGUUUCGUAACCAGUCUCGUUAUUUAAUAUCCAGACCUCGUAUUCCAAAUAAGUUAACUAUUUUAUUUCAAUAAUUCGUUUAUUUAUCUAAGAAUUUUUUCAAUAUUGUAGAAUCUAUUUAACAAUAUUUGUUUUGGUAAUUAUUAUUUAGUAUUAAAUGAGAGUUGGAUACAUUUCAUGAAAGCAGAAAACUUUUACGAAGUGCUUUUUAUGGUGCAAAUUGAAUUGUGGUAAUCUUUUUAUUCUAAGAAAAAUAAGACUGAUAUUGGAAUUAAACAUGUUAUAUAAUUUAUUAGUUAUUUAAAAAAUAAACCAAAAAUAAUAUUUUUUAAAAAUUUGUUAUUUUAUUACGCAAAAUAUAUUCAAAUGGAAUUUGAUAUUAUAUAUUGUGAUAGAAAAAGCAGCAAUACUUUUGCAUCGAUCAUUGUUUUCACUUAUCAUUUGCCAUCUAUAUUUCGUACUGUUUCCAAUUUGUUGUAUCAUCUACAUAGAGCAUAUUAUUUUAUUGUAAAAUAGGAAAUAUUACAUCAUGUCUUAAUUUCUAUUGUGUAUUCACGAUUUUGUCUGUUUCAAUACAGAUGGGCUGAAAAUAAAUUGUAUAUAUUUAUGCCGAGUAUUUCAUAACCCUUUACAUGGAAAAAUUGAUUAACUAUACACAAACUGAAAUUUCCUUAGUGUACAAAGAGAGACAAAUAUAAAUUGGUUACCUACAAAUCCUGGAAAGCUGCUAACAUCUUUUUUUAUCUCUACUCUUUUUGUAGCAACAUGAUUAGCACUAGUUGUCUCAUUCUAAAUCACUAUCUUUUCAAACGAACCUCUUUCAAAAAUACAAAAAACGGAAGUUCAGCCUCAGAAAACAAAAUGGAAAAACAUAUCAAAGAUGUGAGAGAAUUUGUAGAAAUUGCUGAGCACCUUUCAACUCGUGAGGAGUGAACAUAAUCUUCCCAGCCCUUCUUCAAAGAGAACAGGAGGAAAUCCUCCACACUUGAUCUGCUUCAGUAGAAGCAGUCUAGAGCUUGGGUACAUAACAGAACCUUGGAGAAGGGCCAAAGUAACCUUCAUACCAAAAAUAGGAAAGAUGGACACCACACAUCCUAAAUCCAUCGAACCAAUCAGCCUUAGACGCAAAUCUAUGGAAACUGCACUGGUAGGAGUAGAUAGGACAACCUCUAGACUACUAUCCACUAGAACAGCAUAAAUAAAAGUAGAGCAAGACACCAUAUUAAUGAUAACAAGGGAUCCCCACUUAUGUGGAACUCAGUAGUAGAAGAAAUCUUAGCAGCGUGCGAAUUCUGUUGCGCAGAAGACUAAAGCUCUAUCCACAACUUCAGAUCACUACCCCUGGAAGGUAUGAAAUAGAAGACGAAGAUCUCUGGCAGCUACAGCUUCCGCAAAUUCUGAACUUUCUAAGAGGAAUGGGACUAAUAGAUCAGAGAGAUAAAAUAGAUCGUUCGGGUUGAAGUGUACAUGGUACCCUAAUAUACACAUGACUAGACGAAUUGCCUGUAUCGCUACCAUAUCAGUUUUUUAUUGGGGGUCAUAUAUAUAUUACUUCACACGUUAAUGAGGGGCUAAGGUAUCACCAAAAUGUAACAGUAUGAGACAAGGGGGAGGGGGUCAAAAGUAUUACUACUAAUUAAAUUAAUAUUUCAUUGUUUUUUGACUAAUCGUUUUUUUUUUUUGGUUAUCUGGAAUAUUGGACUUUAUUUUAUAGAUUAUUCAAUAAAAACAUAAAUAAAAAAUGAUAAUAGCUGUUUCCUUUAGUUUAUUUGUGCGUCAAGUCACAUGAAGAGUCCUAAAAUUCGUGUAACGUAAUUUGUUUCAUCUCAUAUGUACCUACUGCUAUCAUCUUCUAUUGUUUCUAUUAUUUUUGUUGCAACAUGUGGUCCAUUCCACUAAGUGUUCACGACACCUGAAAUAUUCUUUUGGACGUUCUACAUAGCGACUACGACCGUUUUGGUCGCGGUGAGAAGGCACCUUAUGACCAUCACGAGGGGGUUCGAAGUGAGAGUUGUUUGGAGGAAUUUUCAAAACUUAAACGACGCAGAUUGCAACUAUGGGAUUCUAUUUCAUUAUGUGAUGCUGUAUGUGAUAUUAUAAGUACUUUUGAAGGAUUCUUGUGACGCACCAGCAAAUAUUUUACUAUCGCCACCAUAUUUUGAUUUUACUUUAAUGUAAAUUAGUUGAGAAUUACACUAAAAAAUCCAAUACAAAUUAUAACAUAACUUCUUAAAGCUUCAGUUUUAUAUUUUCUGCUUUGCCAUUUCUUAAUAUUUAUCUCAACGCUCAAAACGCUUCGUAAUCCUUUUUAUUUGGACUAGGUUGAACGAAAAAUAUUGUGGUCGUGAGUACUUACUGUACUGCACCCUAAGAUAAGAUUAUUAGCCUUUAUU